CUCCUCCACUGCCAAAACUCGACGAACCUUGAUGCAAAAUGUCGUCGAUCUCCACACUCGACGCUGCUGCCCAAGAACGAAAAGCCCGACUAGCCAAAUUAGGAUCUUUGAAGCGUAAGCAACCUAGCGAUGAGCGCGGUGACGAAGAUGGGACCUCAACUGCUCUGACUGGGACUGUGUCAGGAGCACUAAGCUCAACAAGCAGCUAUCUGUCAGGUCGGAACUACGACCCCGAGAUACGAGGCCCAAAAUUAGGAUUUGAAUUCAAUCCUGCUGGUGACAACAUCACGUUGGAGCAACAAGCUGCAGCGCUUGCAGAGCAAACGAGAGCUGCGGCUGAGGCCGAGGAGCAGGCUGGUCAACCGCUCGAUCUCUUCAAACUCCAGCCGAAGAAGCCAAACUGGGACCUGAAGCGGGAUCUGGACAAAAAACUCGAAGUACUGAACACAAGAACCGACAACGCGAUUGCAAGACUGGUAAAGGAAAGGAUUGAGGCUUCGAAGAAGGCCAAAGCUGUCAAAAGUGCGGACGGAGACGAAGACGUCGGAAUGGAAGGGAACGUCUUGGUAGAAGCGAUGCAUAUGCGUGAGAGGGAAGAAGAGGAGGAGGCGAAGCGCGAGCGUGAGGCUGAAGAGGCUGAGGAGGCCGAUCCUACUUGAGAAAAGAUAACGUCCCAAUGAAUACAGUCGAGCUCUGUCUGGAGGACAAUUACUGGGCGUCCAGGGCAAUAUCACAUCGAGCGGAGAUCACGAGUCUAGCAUAUGUUCAGCCAAGGACCUCAAUCCCACACGCCUAAUUGGCACGACUGAGCACGCGAGCGCGAGGCCAGUCCGCGGCAAGAGUCCGUUACCCAUCAAUGGGACGGGAAAACGUGGGUCAUACAAACUGUCAAAUUAUUGGGUGUAGAAAGUAGGAGUAGGCACCAGUGUUCUGGAUGACUCUGGCAUGUGUCGGUCAUGAAGAGUAAUUAUUUCGAACAGGAGCAUUACAUCUCAUCGAGAAAAGGAAUGGCCAGCUAGUUCGUAAAGACUACCAAUAAGUGCCAGCACUUAUAUCAAGCUGUAUUUUUAAAAUGCCCACACAAAUAGCUCAUACCUAAAGCAUACCGUUACAUGCCA
Molecule: messenger RNA, 1118 nt
Organism: Pseudovirgaria hyperparasitica
Lineage: Eukaryota; Fungi; Ascomycota; Dothideomycetes; Acrospermales; Acrospermaceae
Exons: 1
Coding region: 39-659 (206 amino acids)
Cellular component (GO): U2-type spliceosomal complex; post-mRNA release spliceosomal complex
Source: RefSeq, a predicted model, not a curated record